GAAUUUUAGUAUGAACAACGCAAACGUAUAACUAGGACUAAUCAUCUUCAUCGGGGGGAAACGUUAUCCUUCCGAAAUAGGACGCACACAAGGAGUCUUCCUUCGAGCGACGCGAAUGCGUUUCCGUUUUCCCUAAAAUCGACUGCACGUGUAUUUUCGAAUUUUACGACUUCUCGGGGGGCGGCCGGUCCGUUCUUGUUUUCUCGUAAAUAAAAAUAUCGGAAAAGCUACAAAGUAUGCCUAAUAAUUUCGAGGAUGUUAAAGUGAACUUUGGGCUGGGUUCGAUACUUGUUUUAAUUGCAUAUUUACUGAGAGCCCAAGCAGAAGACCAAUGCAGUUUCCAAAACCUAAUCGAAUGCACUAAACGCAUUUCAGAAUUAACAACAGACGCGGGUUUGCCGUUGUUCAACAGCAAAUCGGAUUUAGAAAAAAUGUGCCCAAACCUGAAGGACUCCAUCAAGUGCAUACACGGCUUCACCAGGAAAUGUAUGGUAAAGGAAGACAGGAUGCAUUUCAGGAAAGUCUUUUACGGCACUGGCUUGAUGAUACACGAUUUAUGCCGACCUGGACGUUACCAAACUGAGUACCUGAAGUACGCACCUUGUAUGAUAAACGCGUCUAUGGACAAUCAAAUUUGCUUCGAAACUUACACGACGUCCAUGGAACGCUUUAAAUCGAAUUCGGUGGAACUGGAACAAAUUCACAACGAUUUUGAGAACAUAUUGAGAAGGCGAAGAGAGGCCCCAAACGAGGUCAUAAAAAACAUUUGUUGUGCCUUCCAAAGGUACGCCGAAUGUUCGACAGCGGCGGUGAAUAAAAAAUGCGGUAGCGAAACGGCCAAUUUCAGCAUAAGAUUUUUAAUGAAAAUGUCUUCGUCGAUGUUGAAAGUUCAUUGCAGUGAGUACGGAAAAAUAGGGUGCAGUCCUGAAUCAAUUCAAUCCAAAUCGAUUCCUGUAAUGGGUCUAUCGAUUUCAAGUCUGCUUAUUUGGACAAUCGCAAUUCGAAUAUCUCUAAUAUAAUGAUUAAUAACGUAGAAAAAUGAC
Phyllotreta striolata is the source of this 1043-nucleotide messenger RNA. Lineage: Eukaryota; Metazoa; Arthropoda; Insecta; Coleoptera; Chrysomelidae. The record is from the annotation of a GenBank genome assembly.